Messenger RNA from Macrosteles quadrilineatus (aster leafhopper), 1582 nucleotides. Its product is annotated as adenosine deaminase-like. The record is from RefSeq and is a predicted model, not a curated record. Gene Ontology annotation, biological process: adenosine catabolic process; inosine biosynthetic process; hypoxanthine salvage. Gene Ontology annotation, molecular function: adenosine deaminase activity. Gene Ontology annotation, cellular component: external side of plasma membrane; cytosol. Bases 65 to 1492 code for a protein of 475 amino acids. The transcript has 13 exons. Lineage: Eukaryota; Metazoa; Arthropoda; Insecta; Hemiptera; Cicadellidae.
CAGAUGUAGCGAAUGGAAGACUCCAGUAGAGGACACUUUAAACGUUGCCAAACAAACAUUGGCCAUGCUUACUCAACCACAAAAGGCCCGAGGUUACCAAACGCCACUCAAGCCUGGGGUCUGGUUGAAGAGAAGAAUUGUAACAGUUACUUAUCCUGGAGAAGGAAUGGGACCUGCUAUUGAAGAUGGGCAUGGUCCAUUUCCGGGCACAACCAAGGCUGGUCAACUUGAGGGCGUGAGGCAGCUCGGGCCACAUAUGACACAGUCUCGGCGUCGAAGUGAUGGAAUAAAAAAGGUAGAACUUCAUAUUCAUCUGGACGGAGCUGUACGACCUAGCACGGCCUGGGAGUAUGCACAGAAGAAGAAGAUUUCUAUCCCAGGUGUAGAGACUUUGGACCAGUUUAAGAAGGCAUGUACUGUCACCAAACCUAGCAACCUGAAUGGUUUCCUACAAAAGUUUGGCUUAUUUUGGCCACCGCUGGAAGGUGACCUGGACGCAAUGGAGCGGAUGGCUUAUGAGUUCUGCGAGGACGAGAGUAAAGCAGGAGUGAUCUACGCGGAGCCGCGUUACAGCCCAAGAAUUGCAUUGGGGGAAAAGGCUCUCGCUCAACUUGGCCCGAGUGCACUGGAUGAAGUUAUUGUGCGAAUUUCACAUGGGUUGGAACGUGGACGCAAGGACUUUGGUGUCAAAACUAAGCAGAUUCUAUGCGCUCGAUACAGUAAAGACUUCAAUGACAUGACCGAAGUUCUUCGUCAGUGCCAGAAACAUUUCGACAAAGGAGUUGUUGGAAUUGAUUUGCUUACUUUACAGCCUCCAGGAGUCGUUAUAGACGAGGCUCCACUGGAAGAGCCCGUCGUAUCGGUGUACAGAGAGGCGGCCAAGACAGGAAUCCAUCGCACAGUCCAUGCCGCCGAGGUCGGCACAGCCUCCGCAGUGGACAGGGCUGUGUACAAGCUGGGUAGUGAAAGGGUGGGCCACGGGUACCACGUGGUGGAGGACGCUGCCAUUUACAAGAAAUGUAUUGAGGACCAAGUCCACUUUGAAUGUUGUCUCUACUCUAGUCUCAUGAUAUUGUUGCCUUGUAGGCUGUGUACAAGCUGGGCUGUGUACAAGCUGGGUAGUGAAAGGGUGGGACACGGGUACCACGUGGUGGAGGACGCUGCCAUUUACAAGAAAUGUAUAAAGGACCAAGUCCACUUUGAAUGUUGUCCCUACUCUAGUCUCAUGACAGGCUCCGUGAAAGCAGGGGGAGAGAAUCACCCAAUUUGCAGGUUUGCCAGAGACGGUGCCAAUUUCUCCGUGAGUGAUGACGACCCUAUAGUCACAGGUCAUACAUUAGUCGACGACUAUGAGCUGCUGAAAUCUUGGGGUAUCAGCCGUCAACAGCUGGCUAAUGCGAAUAUCAACGCUUGCAAUGCCAGUUUUUUAAGUUCUAGUGAAAAGAAUGAACUACUACGUGAGCUGAUCAAUGACAAGUGGGAUUUACUUUGAAGACCACUGUUAAGGCGUGUUCUGCGUUCUAUAAUAGCUUUUUAAUUGUAAAUCAUGUAUUGAAAAUAAUAAAAUUGAAAUCGCACAAAA